Messenger RNA from Culex pipiens pallens (northern house mosquito), 4264 nucleotides. Its product is annotated as dentin sialophosphoprotein. NCBI's taxonomy places the organism in Eukaryota, Metazoa, Arthropoda, Insecta, Diptera, Culicidae. Bases 302 to 3445 code for a protein of 1047 amino acids. The record is from RefSeq and is a predicted model, not a curated record. The transcript is spliced from 7 exons.
ACAGAUGCUGAAAGCCACCGUCGAGUGACUCUGAAUAGAAAUUCCCCUUCCGUCAAUCUGUGAUCUUCAAUGAUUCCGAGCGAGACCAAAUUGCUGUGUGAUUCAUCACCUCCCGUCAUCGUAAAAGUGAGGACAAAUGUGUGCCCCCGGGAAUGAGAACCUCCAGUGCCUGUUCCGGCUUCUAAAGUGGACACAACUCGAGGAAUAAGUGAGCAGCAGUGUGGUAUACGCAACCCGCCGUCCUUGGACAGAAAGUCCGAAGAAACGCAACUCAAAUUCUAAAAAGAACAACUCGCAAGCAAUGCUCCAGCUGGCGGAAUUCGCGGUCAACAGCUUCUGGAUCUACUGCACCCUGUCGGUGGUGGUCAUGGUCACGCUGGUCACGACCCUGGCCUCGUGUCUCUGCUGUCGGAAGCAGGAGAUCAAAAAUGACCUGCUCGGGCUGGAGGGCAUGAUGAAGCUGACCAACCCGGAGGACACGCUGACGGGCCAUGGCCAAGGUGGCGGCGGCCUCGGUGGUGGAUUGAUGGAACGCGAUGGAACCGACGGUGGGCCAACCGACCAGACCGACUGCAGCGAACCGGAGAGCAUUAGCAAAAGGGCCUCCAAUGCGCCACAUCGCAGCUUGCCGGAUAUUCCGGUGGUGGAACCGGCCGGGGACAACAACUCGGAACUGUACGCAACCGUUGGCGAGAACAAAGUGCAGGAUUUACCUCAGGGAAGAAGCCCGACUUCCAGUCUGAAAAAGCAAGCCAGCGUCUCGCAGCACAGCUCCAUCAGCCAGGCGGACGACAUCAGCUCGCCGUACGCGCGCGUCCGCUCCCCACCGCACGCCUACGACAAGCUGCGCCGCGGCGUGGAACAUCCGUACGCGCAGGUCGUGCAACCGGGCCAUGUCGGCGGAGCGACGGCCCAGGUCACGGCGGUGGUCACCAUGAACGGCGGCGGUGGCAACGCCGACGACGACGACGACGAUGACGACGGCGAACUGAUGAGUCCGAUUUCGAGGCGCGCGGGACCGUCCGGAGGGGGUGCGGGUGGGACUGGAGUCGGCGAAGGUGGUGCGGGGGGAGCUGAUUCGAACCAGAGCUUGCUGGACGAGCGGGAAGCUUCGACGGUGGACAUUCCGGCAGCAUCGGCAAUCGCUGGGCGGGUGUCCGCCAGCCAGGACCUUCCGUACAUGACGCCACCGAUUGUGCAGCCUGGCCAGCAGCACUUUAGCGGGGACUCGCAGGAUUCGUCAAAAGGCUACACCAGUAUAAGCGUGCGGGAACCGCUGGCCAACCUCAUACCUCAGGGCCCCAACCAGACCACCGCGCAGCGGCGCCAGAUUUUGGGCGACUCGCACUACGCCACCGUGUCGGAUGAUUCCGACGAAAUGUACGCAGCGAUAGAAGAUCCAAACAACCAGGUUGACCUGUACACGAGCGGUUCGGAGACGUACGCCCAGAUCCAGCCUCCGAACAUGGUCACGGUGUCGGUGGAGAUCAACACGGGCGCAUCGAGUCGCCCUCCGACAGGCCACCAGGAAGAUUCGAUGGACGCGCUGCAGCCACUUCCUUCAAGUUCAGGCCACGUCGCCCAGAACAGACUAAGUUCCAUCAGCGGAGGAGGAGGCGGUCAACUUCAGGGUGGCCUCUCGGUUGAUUCGGACUCGUCCGGCCAACCUCCGCCUCCGUCCAUCGACAGCCUGCGCGCUCACCAGCCUCAUUCGGCGCACUCGGCCGCCGCGUACGCCCACUCUCGCCAGGCGUCCAGCUCGAGCUGCACCAGUUCCGUGGGCAAUCUCGGUUCGCCCAAGCCGGAAAAGCGCCAAGCCAACUCGCCCCUUCCGCCGACACCAAAGACGCUCAAGCACCAGUCGGCGGUUUCGGGUGGGGGCGGUCCCGGAGCGGGGUCCAGCUUCCAGUUUAGCAACUCGAACCUCACCUCGAUCAGCUCGAACAACUCGUCGCAGACGGUGAUUGGGGUGGCGACGUCGUCAUCCGGGCGGAACUCGGCCGCGUCCGUCAUUGAGUACAAAACGUCGCGGGAGAAUAUUGCCGUUGGAGGGGGGAAGGAGGACGGUACGGGGCAACAAUUGGCCAACGGGAACGCGAUCAAGCCGAAGAAGAGUCCCUCGAAGGAUUUGGAGGGGAUGUACGCGAAGGUCAUGAAGAAGAACAAACUGUCGAAGGCGCCGUCGCAGAACUCGAGUCCGGUUCCGCUCCGGAAGGAGGCCAUGCUGGCGGAGGGAGAACAGUUUCUUUCGGAUCCGGAGCUGGCCUCGGCAGGCCAACUCAAUGGCAGUGGAAGCUCGCUGCACGGAUCUCCGGGCAAGAAGGCGGUCAAUGAUUACGAGACGCUGGACAAGAACAAGCAACGGCGUGGGAAUGAUCCCGGGUACGAGACGAUUCCGGGGGAUGGUGGAGGAUCGGUGGAGAUGCGACGGUCGGCGGAUUACGCGCAGAUUCAGAAGCGGAGUAGUGGGCUGGCCGUGGCGCACGGGAUUCAGAGCGUCUCGCGGAACUCGCUGGAGAUUUUCCACGGGUUGGACAAGUCGUCUGGGGACGGAGGUGAGCCGGGCUACGAAAGCUUGCCGGGAAGUCACGAUCCAGGGUACGAGACGUUGAACAGAGGGCGAGCGGAGUCGGAUUCGGAUCCGAACUACGAGAUUUUGAGGCCAACGGCGAGCGUUGCUCCGAGGGUGGGGAAUGAUGGCUACAGCAGCAUACGGGACAAACGGGGAGCGAAGAAUCGGUUAGACUUUGGAAAGGACGAUGAUAACGAUAGCACGCCCGGUUACAGCAGCAUCCGGGAGAAGAUCGACUACGACCCGGGCUACAGCGUGAUAACGGAAAAGAAGAAACCACCUCCGGUUAGCCAUGACUACGCCAGCAUUACCGAGGACACCAAGCGGAAAAAGCAAGCACUGAACAACAACAACAUCGACCCCGGGGAAGACUCGGACAUUUACUCGAGCAUCACGAACGCCCCGCUGGUCACUCCCACGGUCACAACUCCCGCCGGCAACCCGAACGCCUGUUCGCCAGGCUACUCGAGCAUCUCGGAGACUCGCACCACCCCGUCAACCGACAGCACAAGCUCCCCGGACAACGCCAUCGGGUACGCGAAGCACUCGCCACACACCGGCGGAACCGGAACCACCAACAACAGCGCCAGCACCGGCCGGCUCUCCUCGUCCAACUACGAAUCUCUCACCGGCAGCGAGUCCGACCCGAACUACGAGUCGGUCAAGUAUCUGAACGUGCGCGAAAACCCGUACGAACGCCUCCACAACGAAGCCGGCCAAACGCCGAGCACGGCCGGUCCCUCCUCGAACGAUUCGCUGUCCGGGUCGGUCACGCCCGGCGCCGAGGACGCACAGCCGCCGGCAAACAAUGCCAAAACGCCCACCGUCAGCGAACUGGAAGCCACCGGCGUCAGCGAUUACUUUCAAGUCUGAGCGCCGCGUCGCGUAAGUAUUUACAUGUUUAUUGUUUCCGUUUUUUUCUGUUGUUCGAAAUCGAGAAUAUUUAUAUUACUUGUAUUUAGAGUAAAACUGACACACACACAAACAGAUGAUUAAUAUAUUGAACACAAAAAUAUAUAUAAUCCGCGAGCGCAGCUUAGAAUCGACAAGUUACAUCUUGACUAACGCAAAGAGAGUGAGAGUGAGAGGAGGUUAUAAUCCGUCUACGUUUAGUAGAAAAUUCGCAAAUAUUUUUACUCUUCAGCAAUCGACUAACGAAUAAAUUAGAAAUUAAGCCCGCGGUGGCAAAUCAUUUUCAAAAAAUGACGCCCCCGCCCACAAUUUAAACGCCUAGCUUCGUAAGCAAUUAUUUAUUGUUACAUUAUAUUGGCUUAACCCUCCCCCAGCAUAACACGUUCUUCCUCCUCGAUCAUCGUGCGAGCAACGAAAAGACGAGAGUAUUGUUUUUGUUUAUCGUCUAGUUUAAUCAUAAAAUAAAAUAACCUCGUAAGUCCAACGAAACAUUCCAACGGUCGCAGUUUAUUGUGCAACUAUUAACUAUUAAGUUUCGAUCACAAAAGAAUACUUUCUACUUAGUUUGUAGGAUUACAUAAUGAAAAAAAAAAGAUACAGCGCGCGCGUGAAAACCCGCCCCGCCCAAAAAAAACCGAGACACCAAGUAUUCCAAGUAAUAAGUUUUGAGAGUUCGAUCGAGGAUCGAUUGAUACUACACCACUGCAAAAUGUGCUAGUUUGUGUGAGAAGAUGAGAAAUAAAAACGGAAAAUCCUGAACCGCAAUGAUAUACUAAGCCA